This is a messenger RNA of Gongylonema pulchrum, 273 nucleotides long. The record is from the annotation of a GenBank genome assembly. Lineage: Eukaryota; Metazoa; Nematoda; Chromadorea; Rhabditida; Gongylonematidae.
AUGAAAAAAGUUGCAUUACUUCGACCAUUUGGGAGAAAUUUGAUCGUUAAUCCAAGUGGUGAAGAUGGUUUCAAGGGUUGGAAGGUAGAGAUGAACGGCGGCGAUGGGUUCAAGAUUGAGAGACCACCGGAAGGUUGUGCGAAUUACAUUGGCAUGGAGAAUGUUUCGGUUGCAUUUGCCACGAGCUAUCAUUGGUGCAGAAAAUAUCAAAUAAUCGAUCUGUGCAAAGAGGGAAUUGAGGUAAGUAAUGUCUUCUGGUACAACAUUUCAUAA